Molecule: messenger RNA, 1428 nt
Organism: Sorghum bicolor (sorghum)
Lineage: Eukaryota; Viridiplantae; Streptophyta; Magnoliopsida; Poales; Poaceae
Product: S-norcoclaurine synthase 1
Exons: 4
Coding region: 198-1280 (360 amino acids)
Source: RefSeq, a predicted model, not a curated record
UUGAAAGUGACAUUGUCAAUUGCAAUCAGUAGGAGCUUAGACUUUGGUGACAGUCCAUGCGAUUUUCCGCCGGAUAGGUUCAAAACUUCAUCUAGAUUAGUCUAAGCCCACAUAAGCAUCAUCAAUUCAGAUCUUCAAUACUUUGAAAAGAAUCAGUCAAAGCAACCACCAGCACCUGCAAGAUCAAGAAAAUACCAAUGGCUCACGCUAGAGCUGCAGGAUCCCUGCCAGUGGCAAAUGUGCAGGAACUAGCACAGACUUGCAGCAGAUCUGAUGAGCAGGUGCCUGAGAGGUACAUCAGGGCGGAGGCUAACACUGAAGAUGUCAUCACUGGUUAUGCUAAUAGCUCUGCGACUGCAAUUCCUAUCAUUGAUCUAAGCAAGUUGUAUGAUCCCCAGUCAUCGCAUGAAGAGUGUUCAAAGCUCGGAUCGGCCUGUCAGCAGUGGGGCUUCUUUCAGCUAAUCAACCAUGGGGUGCCAGACGAAGUGAUCUGUAACCUGAGGGAAGACAUUGCCGAGUUCUUCAAUCUGCCACUUGAAACCAAGAAGGCAUACUCGCAGCUACCUAACGGUCUUGAAGGCUAUGGCCAGGUCUUUGUUGUGUCGGAAGAGCAGAAGUUGGACUGGGCGGAUAUGUUCUAUCUCGUGGUGCGGCCGAAUGAGGCUAGGGACCUGAGGUUCUGGCCUGCUCACCCUCCUUCCUUCAGAACAUCCAUAGAUAGGUACUCCUUGGAGGCGGCGAAAGUGGCACGCUGCUUACUGGAAUUCAUGGCCAAGGACAUGGGAGCUGAGCCGGCAUCACUGCUAGAGAUGUUCCAAGGGCAGCCACAAGGCUUCAGGAUGAACUACUACCCACCGUGCCGGCAAGCCAACCAAGUGUUGGGCAUGUCGCCGCACACAGACGCCGCCGGCCUGACACUGCUACUCCAGGUGAAUGGCAUGCCGGGCCUGCAGAUCAGGAGGGACGGCAAGUGGUUCACCGUGAACGCUCUAGAAGGGGCGUUGGUCGUCAACGUUGGCGAUGUACUUGAGAUCCUGAGUAACGGCAGGUACAGAAGUGUCGAGCACCGGGCAGUGGUGCACCCGAACAGAGAGCGCAUCUCGGCGGCGGUGUUCCACCGGCCAUGCCAGGAUGCCGUGAUAGGCCCUUUGCCGGAGCUCCUGAACGACAGCAGCAAACCGCGGUACAAAGCAAUGGGCUACAUGGAAUUCAUGAAGCGCUACUAUUCAGCAAAGCUCGACGGACGGAAUCACCUGGAGAGCUUGAGAAAUGAGUUGUGAACUCAACGAAUCUAAGCAUUUGGUAUCUCAUGCUUGAGAUGACAUUUGACAUGCUUGGUUGUUUUCACAGGUGUCCGGUAGUCGUUUUGUUUUAUACAUACAUGUUGGGAUUGGGAAUAACAUUUUUAUCUCAGUAUUUUUUCCAGUA